UAACAACGCCCAUAAGCCCUGCUCUCUAUUCGUAUUUUAAUUGGCUUUAUCGAAUAGACACCCUGUAUUUCGUCAUUCUCGAGGACUUGGAUUGGACUGCACUGUAAGCAACAAACUCGUGUAUGAGUACUUCCUGUUCGGGUAAUUUUUAGGUUAUUUCGGGAUUUUAGCUUUAUGGCUACCGUCCUGUAUGUUUAUGUGACAGAGUGGCUGUAUACUUAACUCGCUUAGAGACAGACAUGUCUAAAGAAAGCCGUGGUGAUGGACGGCGAAGGGGCGGAUUGGGACAGCAUCGUAUGGGGAGUUCAGUAGAAAUGAGGGACAGAGCGGGUAUGAGAUCAGGGCCUGGCGGGGAUGGAAGAGACAGGUCCGGCAGCAACAGCUCGGGAUCAUCCCAUGGAGGUGCUCCUUAUGGAAAAGGGAAACAUGGCUGUGGAAACGCAGGGCCUUUAAAGCCGUCUUUUCAGCGGUCCAAUAGUCAUGAUAAGGUGAGAAGGAUAGUUGCUGAGGAGGGUCGCACAGCUCGAAACCUAAUUGCAUGGAAUGUUCCAUUGGAAAGUAAAGAGGAAGAUGGAAAGGGCAAACAGCAAUCUGGUGGGAAACCAAAGUCUCCAAGGAGUGCACAGGGGACCCUAAAAAUGAUAAAGCAGAACACUACAACUGAAGCUAAAAUUGAGAAGAGCCCAACCAAGUCUAGACAGCCAAGAAAAGUGGAUUUACGAGCUCGCUACUGGGCCUUUCUGUUUGAAAAUCUGAGAAGGGCUGUUGAUGAAAUCUAUGUUACAUGUGAAUCUGAUCAAAGUGUGGUGGAAUGCAAGGAGGUGCUGAUGAUGCUAGACAACUAUGUUCGAGAUUUCAAAGCACUAAUAGACUGGAUAGAGCUGCAAGAAAAAUUGGAGAAAACAGAUGCACAGAACAGGCCUACAUCACUAGCUUGGGAAGUGAGGAAGAUGUCUCCAGGACGGCAUGUCAUUACUAGCCCAUCAGCAGAUAGGAUGAAUGUUACACCUAGUGCACGAAGGAGCUUGAACUUUGGGGGUCCACCUUCGACACUGCCUGCAUCUCGUUUUUCACCUGCAGGUGGAAGCUGGGCAGACAAGGUGAAAGCAAAUCAGGGAGUCUUAUCAACAUCACCAUCUUCAGAAUAUUCCACUGUACAGUCCUUCUCUGGAUCCACUGCAAAGGGCCCCUCUGAAAAAACUGGGCUAAAAGAUGCAGAGGGUUGGGAAACAGUACAGCGUGGGCGGCCUGUCCGGCCAAGGUCUGCAACAAUGAUAAAUAAAUCAGUAGCGAGUGCUGUACAGAUAAGUACAAAAGAUGAUAGUGAUAAAGAAAACUUCCAAAGUGGACCAAUGAAAACACAGCAGAACAGUACCAGACCUGUAGAUAUUAAAAUUGAAGAUGUGGAGAAUAAAUCCAAGAAAACAACAGAUCUGUCUGAGUCCUCUACUGAAGUAAUACAGGUUGACACUUGGACGCAAGAGGAUGCUGUCAACUUGCCCUUACAAAAAAAUACUGUAUAUCAGUCAUCUGUUGAAGUAUCCUUGGUUGCCGCGGAGUCGGUUUGUUCUGCAGAGAUUUUCAAGAUUAGUGUUACUCCAGCAGACUGCAGUGAAGACCAGACAGUAACAGAAAAAACAAAGAUGGAUAACGAAAUAGAUGCUUCAGAACUUUCAAAUUCCAUGGCUGCAGUCUUAGCUAAAAAUGAAGAACUUGCUGAUCGAUUGGAGAAGGCCAACGAGGAAGCUAUUGCAAGUGCCAUAGCAGAAGAAGAGCAGUUAAAUCGGGAAAUUCAAGCAGAAGAAAACAAUGACCUCAAUCUAGAGGCCGAAGAAAGUUUAUUUUCACUGCAGAGAGAAAAGCAACAACAGGCUAGUAUUGGCAGUGGAACUAUGUCAUUUGGUGGUUCCCACAUGGACUGGAGUGACUUACUGGCAGAUUAUGAGGCCCGUGAAUCUUGGCGCCAGAGUACUUCCUGGGGCGAUAUUGUAGAAGAUGAGCCAUCACGUCCACCAGGUCAUGGAAUUCAUAUGCAUGAAAAGCUUUCUUCACCAUCACGCAAAAGAACACUUGCAGAAUCAAAAAAGAAGCAUGAAGAAAAACAACUGAAGGCUCAGCAACUCAGGGAAAAACUGAGAGAAGAAAAAGCACUAAAACUUCAGAAACUGCUGGAGAGGGAAAAAGAAGUACGAAAAUGGAAAGAGGAGCUGCUUGAACAAAGAAGGAAAAUGAUGGAUGAGAAAUUGCUUCAUGCAGAAUUUAAGCGAGAGUUACAGCUGCAAGCAAUUGUUAAAAAAGCUCAAGAAGAAGACGCUAAGGUAAAUGAGAUUGCCUUUAUAAACACACUGGAAGCCCAAAACAAGCGCCAUGAUGCUCUUUCAAAAUUAAAAGAAUAUGAAACCAGAUUAAAUGAGCUGCAGGAAGAACGACUGAAAAGACAAGAGGAGAAGCAGGCCCGUGAUGAGGCUGUGCAGGAACGUAAACGAGUCUUAGAAGCUGAGCGACAGGCCCGUGUAGAAGAGCUUUUGAUGAAGAGGAAAGAGCAGGAAGCUCGAAUUGAACAGCAGAGACAGGAGAAAGAAAAAGCACGAGAAGAUGCAGCAAGGGAACGUGCCAGGGAUCGAGAAGAAAGACUGGCAGCCCUUACUGCCGCACAACAGGAAGCCAUGGAAGAAUUGCAAAAGAAGAUCCAGUUAAAGCAUGAUGAAAGUAUUCGAAGACACAUGGAGCAAAUAGAACAAAGAAAAGAAAAAGCAGCUGAAUUGAGUAGUGGAAGGCACGCUAACCCCGAUUAUGCACCUAAGCUUACACCUUAUGAACGCAAGAAACACUGCUCCUUAUGUAGUAUACAGAUUUCUUCUGAGGUGUACCUCUUCAGUCACAUCAAAGGAAAAAAACACCAGCAAGCUGUAAGAGAAAACAGCAGCAUCCAGGGAAGAGAGCUGUCAGAUGAAGAAGUGGAGCAUCUUUCUUUAAAGAAGUAUAUUGUAGAUAUUGUGACUGACUCCACUAUCCUACCUGAGGCACCAAAGGACGAAGAAGAGAAACAGAAAGCUAGAAAAAAGGCAAAAAAACUGAGAACACGUAUGAAUGCAAGAGCUAAGGAAUAUGAAAACUCUUUGGAUAACAAAAAUCAGAUUCCAGAAUCACCCUAUAAGGCAAAAUUACAGAGGAUAGUCAAAGAUCUUGUGAAACAAAUUCAAGUACAGGAUAGUGGAGUAUGGGCAAACAACAAGAUAUCUGCCUUGGACAGGACACUUGGAGAAACAUGCCGCAUACUGGAAAAACAAAACAGUGCAGAUCAAAUAGCAUUUCAAGCUGCAGGGGGGCUGACAGCUCUUGAGCAGAUUCUUCAGGUAGUUCUGGCUGCAGGGAAUCCAAAUGCUAUCCUGCGUAUCCCUCUGCUUUAUGUCCCAGAUGAAGAUAAGACAAUUUCUGGGAGAAGUGUUAACAAGCAGGUGUUUGAAGGACUGACCAGUGGGCUUCUCCAAAUCAGUACUGCCGUUUUCAGAUGUCUAACCUCAUAUUUUCCUGACGGGAACAAUAAACUUGAAAUGCCCAAUAUAUCUAAGCAGGAUGGGAAAAAUAAACUCUCUCACAUGGAAAUAUUCAAUAACAGAAUUCAAGAUCUAAUCAGCUAUGUGGUGAAUCUUGGGCUGAUAGACAAACUGUAUAGUUGCUUUCUGUCUGUGCAAGGCCCUGUAGAUGAGAAUUCCAAACUGGCUACUUUCUUACAAAAUGCUACAGGCUUACUGUAUGGAAUAUGUCGACUUUGCUAUUCUGUCACUUGCAGGACACGGAGUAUCUUUGAUAACAAACGUCAAGAUCCCGCUGGACUGAUAACAGUGCUUAAGUCAUCAGACCUUGUUGGAACUUUGCACAUGUUGUACUGCAUUUUACUUCAUGGAACAAUGACUGAUCCCAACCCAGCAUGUCCAAAAGAAGGCUUCUCUAAUGUCACUGUUCAAGUCGCUAUCCAGAGUGUUCGGUUUCUCAACAGUUUUGCAGUCCUUGACCUGCUUGCCUUCCAGUCUAUUUUAGGUGCUGAGGGCCUUUCUCUGGCAUUUCGCCAUAUUGUCAGCUCUCUUCUGGGGUACUGUUCAUAUAACACCUGUGAGGACCUGCUUCAUGAAGUCAUUAUCUGCAUUGGAUAUUUCACUGUAAACCACUCAGAUAAUCAGAUGACUGUACAGUCAGGCCGCCACCCUACUGUGUUGCAGAAACUGUGCCAGCUACCCUUCCAAUAUUUCAGUGACCCUCGACUCAUCAAAGUACUUUUCCCUGCUUUAAUAGCAGCUUGCUACAAUAACACUCAGAAUAAGGUCAUCUUGGAGCAAGAGAUGAGCUGUAUUCUUUUAGCCACUUUCAUUCAGGACUGUGCACAAAAUACUGUUCAGAUGGAUCAUAAAACAUCUCGUCCAGAAGAAAAUUUGAACAAUUUGUUUGACUAUCUGGAACUGGCUAAUAGAUUUCCUCGGGAGAUGUGGGAUGAUGCACGCCAGUUUUUUGUGAAGAAAGAAGAGGAUCAUGAGACAUGAUCAAACUUGUUUGAGCAAUAUUUAAUUUUAUGUAUAGUCUGAUGUAUACAUGUAUAUAAUUAUACAUAUUUUCACUGUUAAUACUUUAUGUACCAUUGUUUCCACAUUUUAAAUAUUUGUGUAUUCAUUACCAUAACAUUGUUUAAUUUUUUAAAUGCUUUUUUAUAGCAUACUGUUCACUGUGUAACUAUAAAAAUUGGGUAUAAAUUAUACAUGCAGCAAAUUAAUUUAUUUGUAUUGAUCACUCAUGUUUUAGUUACUGUUGAGUACUGGUAUAGCAGUAUUCUAUAUAUGUAUGUAAUGAACGUAUAUAAAAUAUUCUGUUUAUUAUGUUUUCAAAAAUUUGGUUAGUUUUGGAAAUGAUUAUUUAAAGUAUCUUAAUUUAUCACACAUUAUAACAACUGUCUGAUGUUUUAUUUUACAAAUCCAGCAUAAAUAUUUAUAUGUUUAUAAAGAACUUGACUAUUUGAAGUACAAACAUGGAAAAAUGGAUCUGAAUCUUACUUUUUUAUUAACAUGGAACCCCAAACAAGUAAUUUUAUUUUCAUGGGCAUUAGCUGACAUUCAUUUUUUUUUCUUCCUCUCUGAGCAGCUGGAUUCUUCUUACUUUCUUUUUUUUUACUUAAUUGAACAUUGUCUCAUUUUCCCCAGAUGGUCUGUAAUUUGUUUUCUAAUGUGUUUAUUAAGACAUUGAUGUUAAAGGAAAAGUUUUGAAAAGUUAGUACAUCUUCAAGCUCUGACAGUUUGCUUAAAUCCUUAUCACAGUUAAAUCAUUUAGUGUUUUGGUUGCUUUAUUUUUAUGGUUCACAUUUUCCUUUUCUUGGUAAAUAUAAAGAUCUAAAUGCUGUUGUACA
Molecule: messenger RNA, 5392 nt
Organism: Protopterus annectens (West African lungfish)
Lineage: Eukaryota; Metazoa; Chordata; Ceratodontiformes; Protopteridae
Gene: SCAPER
Product: S-phase cyclin A associated protein in the ER
Molecular function (GO): zinc ion binding; nucleic acid binding
Source: RefSeq, a predicted model, not a curated record